Messenger RNA from Daucus carota subsp. sativus, 2431 nucleotides. Its product is annotated as polyadenylate-binding protein 8. Gene Ontology annotation, molecular function: poly(A) binding; poly(U) RNA binding; mRNA 3'-UTR binding. The record is from RefSeq and is a predicted model, not a curated record. The coding region runs from base 211 to 2163 and encodes 650 amino acids. Lineage: Eukaryota; Viridiplantae; Streptophyta; Magnoliopsida; Apiales; Apiaceae. Gene Ontology annotation, cellular component: ribonucleoprotein complex; cytosol; nucleus. The transcript has 9 exons.
GUUGCGGUGCAGUUUUUAUCUCUGCCCUUCCACCCCCUCGCACAAAAACACAAAAAACAUUAAAAAUCUCUCUCAUCUCUCUCUCUAUCUCUCUGCAUUCAUUAAUCUUUAAUCCAUAAAAGCAGAUCCUGCAUCGUUGGUUUUAAUCUCGACGUUAAAUCCAAUUUUUUUAUUAAAAAAAUCUCGAAAAAAAAGUAGGGUUUGAGAAAUAUGGCGCAGAUUCAGGUGCAGCAGCCGCAGAUUCAGGUGACGGGCGGCAAUGGGGUGGCGGCGGUCGUGGCGGUGAACGGCGGAGGGAACCAGUUGUCGACGACGUCGCUUUAUGUGGGUGAUUUGGAUCAUAGUGUGACGGAUGGACAGCUGUAUGAUAUGUUUGCUCAAGUGGCUUCAGUGGCGUCUGUUAGGGUUUGUAAGGAUAUCACCACUAAUCUUUCGCUUGGAUAUGGCUAUGUGAAUUACAAUAGUCCUCAGGAUGCGGCAAGGGCAAUGGAUGUUCUGAACUUUACUCCAGUGAAUGGCAAAUCAAUUCGGGUCAUGUACUCUAAUCGUGAUCCCACUAUUCGGAAGAGUGGAGUAGGAAAUAUAUUUAUCAAGAAUCUGGACAAGUCUAUCGACAACAAAGCUUUACAUGAGACUUUUUCGAGUUUUGGCACUAUCCUUUCUUCUAAGAUAGCGACUGAUCCAUCUGGGCAGUCUAAAGGUUAUGGUUUUGUUCAGUUUGAUAGCAAAGAAGCUGCACAAAACGCGAUAGAUAAGCUAGAUGGCAUGUUGAUGAAUGAUAAACAAGUUUACGUUGGACAUUACAUCCGUAAAGAGGACCGAGAUGCUGCUUUGAGUAGGGCAAAGUUCAACAAUAUAUAUGUGAAAAAUCUUUCCUCAGCUACAACUGAAGAUGAUCUUAAGAAAUUAUUUGGUGAAUUUGGAACAAUUACUAGUGCAGUAGUGAUGAGAGACGGGGAGGGUAAAUCUAGAUGCUUUGGAUUUGUCAACUUUGAUAAUCCAGAUGCUGCUGCUGAGGCUGUUGAGGCCAUAAAUGGAAAGAAGUUUGAUGAUAAGGAGUGGUAUGUUGGCAAAGCCCAGAAGAAAUCUGAAAGAUUGAUGGAAUUAAGAAGUCAGUUUGAGCAAAUCGCAAAGGAACAAUCGGACAAGUUUAAAGGAUUGAAUCUGUAUGUCAAAAAUCUUGAUGACACAAUUGAUGAUGAUAAACUGAAGAACUUAUUCUCUGAAUUUGGAACUAUCACAUCUUGCAAGGUUAUGCGUGAUCCCAGGGGAAUUAGCCGAGGAUCUGGUUUUGUUGCUUUCUCAACUCCUGAAGAAGCUACUCGAGCUCUCGCUGAGAUGAAUGGAAAGAUGACAGUGAGCAAACCACUUUAUGUUGCCCUUGCUCAGCGGAAAGAGGAGAGAAGAGCAAGGCUGCAGGCACAAUUCUCUCAGAUGAGGCCAGUUGCAAUGCCACCUGCCGUGGCUCCUCGUAUGCCAAUCUAUCCACCUGGAGCAGCUGGUUUCGGACAGCAACUCUUUUAUGGGCAAGGCCCUCCUGCCAUGUUUCCUUCCCAGGCUGGGUUUGGCUAUCAGCAGCAGAUGGUGCCGGGAAUGAGGCCAGGUGGUGCUCCUAUGCCAAAUUUCUACAUGCCUAUGGUCCCUCAGGGACAGAGGCCUGCUGGAAGGCGAGGAGCGGGUCCUAUACAACAGACUCAGCAGCCUGUUCCUUUAAUGCAGCCGCAGAUGAUGCCAAGGGGGCGCAUGUAUCGUUUUCCACCAGGUCGCAAUGUUACAGAUGUGACCAUGCCAGGUGUUGGUGGAGGAGUGCUCCCUAUUCCUUAUGAGAUUGGUGGCGCACUUCCUCGAGAAGCUGUAACUUAUCCUAUGCCAAUUACAGCAUUGGCUUCUGCCCUAGCAAAUGCACCUGCUGAUCAGCAGAGAACUAUGUUAGGUGAAAAUCUUUACCCGCUAGUGGAUCAGCUGGAGCAUGAUCAUGCAGCUAAGGUCACAGGCAUGCUCCUGGAAAUGGACCAAACUGAAGUUUUGCACUUGCUCGAGUCACCUGAUGCACUAAAGGCUAAAGUUGCGGAGGCAAUGGAGGUUUUGAAGAACGUGUCACAAGCUGCUACGCCAGCUGAUCAGCUGGCUAACCUUUCACUCAAUGAAAAUCUCGCCUCUUAAGUUAAGGGCUGUUUCAGUUGUGGUGGUGUUCUGGAUCACCAUAUCGCGAUGUAGUCAAGAAACUAGGUAUCUAUCAUGAGUCAGUUAGUUAAAUAUGAAGGGUUGGGAACCAAGUCCUUUUUUUUCUAGUUGUCAUAAGAUUUUUCUCUAUAAUAAGUAUUCUGUUAGGUAUGAAAUUGAGAACUUAAAAUAUUUCCGGGUCUUGAAUUUGGUAAGAAUUUUUCGGCUAUAGUUUUGAUAAUAAUAUAUGGAGACAAUUUGAAAGAUA